Molecule: messenger RNA, 8746 nt
Organism: Pocillopora damicornis (cauliflower coral)
Lineage: Eukaryota; Metazoa; Cnidaria; Anthozoa; Scleractinia; Pocilloporidae
Biological process (GO): cell-matrix adhesion
Molecular function (GO): calcium ion binding
Source: RefSeq, a predicted model, not a curated record
CCUCAGAGUAGAAGCGAAUCGUACAAUUCGUUGCCAUGCUUUCAGUCGGCCUCCUUUUGCAUAUUCUCGCUUGCGCGAGCAGUUUACCUCUCAAGGAUUUCUUCCCUUUUGGCGAAGGAACCGGGGAUGUUCAGAUUCCAGACAAAAAGCAUGUGUUAGGUGAUGUGUUUAACCUACACUCUACCUACUCGUUUUACAACCACGACUACAACGAUCUACAGGUAUACAUCGAUGGAGUUAUCACCCUGGGAAAACACACUUUCCCCGAGGAACGACACAGGAGAUACCCAUUUCCGCCUUCUGCGCCAUCCAUUGCAGUGUUCUAUGCACCUGUGGCUCUAGCAAAGUCCAGUGCAGUGUUUUUGAGAGAGACUAGGAAUGAAACUAUUUUAAAAAAGGCAACAGACCAUGUGCGAUCUACUUUUAUCAAGGAGAAGGAAUUCAUAGCUAAAGGUGUCGUUAUAUCAACAUGGAAGGAUGUUGUACACCGUCACGCACAUGGAAAACUUCCCAACCAGACGAACACUUUUCAAGUUGUUCUCAUAACGGACGAGAUAAAUACGUUCAGUGUGUUUAACUACAAAGACGAUGGCUUACAGUGGAUUAAGGGCUAUCAUGUACGAUACCAGGGCAAAAGAUAUUUUGAUGCACAGGUUGGCUUCAGCGCGGGGGACCACCUGAGGACAUACCUAUUGCCCGGUUCAGGAACCAAAGAAGUCAAAUUCUUGUCUGAAAAGUCCAAUGUACAGCAUACAGGACAAUGGAUAUUCAAAAUUGGUUGGAAAAACAUGGGAACCUUGAAUGUGGAAUCAGGGGAUAGUUACGUUCAUAGAAACUCGGAAAUAUCGCGCUUUUUCAUACCUGACCAGUAUUUCCAAGGAUGUUACAAAAUACAUGGGUAUCUUUCUUCCCGAAACGCGAGUCAAAUAUGGCGGGGAGUGGGUAUUCGGUCAUGCAUGAUUCUCUGCCACCAGAGAAACCAAAAGUAUGCGGCGCUCCAUAACGGCGACGAGUGUGCCUGCAUGGGCGAUAAAGAGUUUUUGGUGCUGCAGAAAUUGCCAACCUCGUCUUGCAACGUACGAUGUGUUUUCAAUGAGGAGGAUUUCUGUGGUGGAAAGAAUGCGGUUUCGCUGUUUUACGCUGUUGGUAGUUCCAUCUUGUCUGCUGAUGAGAAUUCUGAGGGAAUAACAGAUAUCGAUGAAUGCGAAGACGGUGUAGCCCGAUGUCAUCCAAAUGCUACAUGUACAAAUAUCGCGCCAGGUUUCUGUUGCCAGUGCAACGAUGGGUAUUUUGGAAAUGGCGUUGACUGUGUGAGAGAAGGCACUACAGUUCGUUUAACUGGGAAGUUUUAUGGGAGUGUGAAUGGUGUAGAAGUCAGUGACAUCAUCCUACAUGUUAUUGCUAUCAGUACAGAUGGUCGUGUGUACGCAGUGAUGCGAAACCCACCGCUUGCUUUAGCGCACUUGUUGAAGAUCCUUACUCCGUUAAUUGAUGCUGUUGGUUGGAUUUAUGGUGUGAGGAAAGCCAAGGGGGUCCCUAAUGGAUUCGGCGUCGUUGGAACCAAGAUUAAAAGGAAUGUAGUUGUUACUUUUGACUCUGGUGAAGAAAUACGCAUUUCUCAGAAGUUCAUGGGUAAAAGUCCCAGUGGUCGUCUUAAUACCUUGGAGACUACGAUAAACGGAACAAUCCCAAGCAUCGACCCUUACGCUGUCGUCAGAAUGGAACCUUUCAAAGUAGUGUAUCGACGUGAGGACCGAGGAAAAGUGGAAUCCGAAGGAUCUGCUGCGUUUCGAGUUGGAGAUGAAAUUAAUGGCUUCUCGGUCUUGCAGACUAUCGAGUACGAUGAGCUAAGAGGAUGCGAUCAUGGCUUCUACAGCUUUGAUGUGGAGUCUCGAGUGUUGCUGAACAAAUAUGACUCCAAGCAAAAGUAUUCUUCUGUGGCCAUCCUUUCUAAUAUCGUCAACGCAUCUUUGCCAGACACUCAAAGCCAACAAGGGAACGGUGAUCUGUGUGGGCCCCAAAAGGAGACCUGUCACUCAAAAGCAAAAUGUGUGAGUGAUAAUGGUGUGGAGAAGUGUCGUUGUAACGAUGGUUACCAAGGUGACGGUGUCAAAUGCGAAGAAUUUCAGUGUCCUAAGUGUCAUCCAGAGGCGAAGUGCGUCAAGGACGUAGCUGGUUGGCUAUGCGAUUGUAAUCCAGGAUUCCAGGGAGACGGACUUACUUGUGAACCUGAUGGUACGUGUGAGGGAGUGACAUGCAGUUCGAAUGCUCAGUGCCUGUAUACCGAGGACAACUCGAGGAAAUGUGUCUGUGAUUCAGGAUACGACGGCGAUGGAGAGAGCUGCUCCCCUCGUGAUAAAUGUGAAAGGGUUACCUGUGGGGCCAAUGCUUCUUGCGAUUCCAUAGGAAACUGUGCCUGUAACCGAGGUUUUCAGGGAGACGGACAAAAAUGUGAUGAUGUCAAUGAAUGUAAAGAACGUCCGAGGAAGUGCCACAAUUACGCUGACUGCUCCAACACCGUGGGCUCUUAUUACUGCCGAUGUAAGAAAGGUUUCCGCGGGGAUGGAGUUACAUGCGUUAAGGAUGAGUCGGGGUCACUUUGUAGUGGUCAAAAAUGUCAUCCGCAAGCUCGGUGCCUUGCUUUUCAAAACAAGUUGAACCAAAGAUGCGUCUGUAACAAUGGUUACGAAGGAGAUGGUGUCACGUGCACAGAUAUUAAUGAAUGUUUCGAUAACGUUUGCGAUCCGUUUGCUGACUGCACCAACAAUGAAGGCUCUUAUACGUGCAAAUGUAAACAGGGAUAUUCAGGAAACGGGAAAGAGUGCACUAAAGACUCCGACGGUGGCUGUGAUCGCAACAAAUGUCACGUAUUUGCCUCGUGUGAAGAAAAUCCUAACACAGGUAAAAGGGAAUGUCAGUGUCGGCUCGGCUUCACUGGAAACGGAUUGAACUGUGAAGACUUAAACGAAUGCGUUGUAUUGUUAAGAGAGGACAUUUGUCCGGACAACAAAACCGAAUGCAGAAACACCUUGGGAAGCUUUGAAUGCCUGUGCAGGAAAGGAUACAUGGAAGUCAACCGCAAGUGUGUCUCUGAUGACUCAUGCAUGGGUGCUAAGUGCCAUCCGGAUGCUGAAUGUGAUCCUAUUCGUGGUGGAUGCCUUUGCAAACCUGGUUUCCAAGGCAACGGAAUUAUUUGCGAGGAUGAAAAUGAAUGCAAUGAUACUCGGAGUCCUUGCGACUUGAACGCAGAUUGCAUCAACACAAAUGGUUCUUUCGAGUGUGAGUGCAAAUCAGGAUUUGCGGGCGAUGGACUGCGUUGCGAAAGAGCUGAGGGUAGCUGUAAUGGCGUCGUGUGUGAUGCGCAUGCUCAAUGUGUACAGCCCUUGGAUGGUCCACCGAACUGUGAAUGCGUUGAAGGUUGGACUGGUGACGGGCAGACAUGCUCAGAUGUUGAUGAAUGUCAACCCUUCAAGAAUUUGUGCCAUCCAUUACGAGCUGAUUGCAUUAACACCGUGGGAUCUUACGACUGUCGUUGCAAACCAGGCUACGAAGGAGAUGGCUUCAGUUGUAUAUCUGAUGGUACCUGUGAUGGUGUUCAAUGCCAUGCUAACGCUACUUGCUUUAAAGCGUCUCCUGAGCAACGUGGAUCGUGUGUGUGCCAAGACGGUUGGCAAGGCAAUGGAACACACUGCCAAGACUUAGGUUGUAACGGAGUAUCCUGCGAUGCCAACGCUAAUUGCACCCAAAGUACUCCGGACGAACAGCUGCAAUGCAUCUGUUUGCAGGGGUGGACUGGGAAUGGUCAAACGUGUUUUGACAUAGACGAAUGCCAGCCUUUCUUGAACAAUUGUCAUAGAAAUGGCGAGUGCGUCAACACUGAAGGUUCAUACCUGUGCCGUUGCAGGCCUGGUUUCCAGGGAGACGGCCGUUACAGCUGCGUCUUGGAUGAUAGGUGCGACGGAACACGUUGUGACGUAAACGCGAACUGUGUCUUUGAUGAAGGUCGUCGACAGUGCGUUUGCAAAAAUGGCUGGACAGGAGAUGGAACAAGUUGCUUCGAUGUUAAUGAGUGCGAGCCUUUUAAGAACAACUGCCACCAGGACGCCGAGUGCAUUAACACCGAAGGAUCGUUUUCGUGCCGGUGCAGACCUGGUUACCAAGGCGAUGGUGUUAAAUGUCUUUCUGAUGGUACUUGCGAAGGUGUAACUUGUGACUCCAACGCUGAAUGCAUCCGAGAGUUUCCGGAGCGACGCCGACAGUGCGUUUGUAAAGACGGCUGGCAAGGUGACGGACGGGCUUGCUCUGAUGUUGAUGAGUGCCAGUCAUUUAAAAACAACUGCAGCUCAGACGCACAGUGUUUGAACACCGAUGGUUCUUAUCGAUGUAGCUGUAGGCCUGGAUACCAGGGCGAUGGCUUCGACUGCGUUUCGGAUGGUUCGUGCGAAGGAGUGUUCUGUGAUUCAAAUGCAGAAUGUCGCCGAAGCUCACCCGAAGGUCGUGGACAGUGCACUUGUAAAGAUGGCUGGGAAGGAGAUGGGCGAAAUUGUUUCGAUGUUAAUGAAUGCCAGCCAUUUAAGAACAAGUGCCACCUAGAUGCUGAGUGCCUCAAUAGCGAGGGCUCCUAUGAGUGUCGGUGCAGGCCUGGCUACAAAGGAAACGGCUUCAGCUGCGUUUCGGAUGGUACAUGUGAAGGUAGAGUUUGCCAUCCAAAUGCCGAUUGUUUUCGAAAGUUUCCAGAGGCACGACGACAAUGCAAGUGCCGAGAUGGUUGGCAAGGGGACGGGUUUAGUUGUUCUGACAUCAACGAAUGUCAGUCACCCAGUGACACUGACUGUCACUCAAAGGCUGAGUGCUUUAAUACAGAAGGAUCUUAUGAAUGCCAUUGCAAGCCGGGUUACCUUGGUGAUGGUGUUAACUGCACAUCUGAUGGUUCGUGUGAUGGAGUCUACUGCGAUUCUAAUGCUGACUGUGAGGAGAGUUCUGAUUUUCCACGUCAAUGCAUAUGCAGAAUAGGGUGGAGAGGGAACGGAACUACAUGUGAGGAUAUUGACGAGUGCUUAUCCCCAGCAACCAACUGUGACCUGAACGCUGAUUGUUAUAAUAGCCCGGGGUCUUACCAAUGUCGCUGCCGGCUUGGUUACCUUGGCAAUGGGACUCAAUGCGAAUCCGAUGGUUCGUGUGAUGGUGUGGUUUGUAGUCAACACGGUGUAUGCGUUCCAAAAACUGCUAGCAACCGCGCCCGGCAGUGCGUUUGCGUCGAUGGUUGGGCGGGGGAUGGAAGGAAAUGUGUUGACGUGGACGAAUGUCGAACAAAUAACGGUUGUCAUCAGCAUGCAGAUUGUCUCAACACUCUUGGGUCGUAUUCCUGCCGCUGUAGGCCCGGCUACCAAGGAACUGGCUUUGAAUGUGAAUCUGAUGGCACUUGUGCAGGAGAGGUCUGUCAUGCGAAUGCCACGUGUCAAAACUUGAUUCAAGGACCGAGCUGCGUGUGUAGCAGUGGUUACCAGGGUCCCGGAACGUCGUGCGGUGAUAUCGACGAAUGCAGAACUGGUGACAACAAAUGUCAUUCAGACGCAAACUGCCUCAAUUCUAUCGGUUCAUACACCUGUCAGUGUAAGCCAGGUUACCAAGGGAGUGGAGUCAUAUGUAAAUCCGAUGGCACAUGUGCAGGAGUAAGAUGUCACCCAGAUGCUACAUGCGAACCAAACUCGCCGCUCGGUCCAGUGUGCGUUUGUAAGGAGGGUUACCAAGGCGAUGGUCGUAAAUGUUCUGAUAUUGAUGAAUGUAGCAACGGUGAUGAUAAGUGUCACCCAGAGGCUGACUGUGCAAACACUUUGGGAUCCUACAACUGUUCAUGUAACCUGGGUUUUGAAGGAGACGGAUUCGACUGCAAACCGGACGGCACAUGCGCAGGAGUUGUGUGUGCGGCUGAUGCCGAAUGUAUGACGUUGUCAAACGGUGACAAAUUUUGUGAAUGUAUAGACGGUUUCUCAGGAGAUGGUCUCAAUUGUAGAGAUAUCGAUGAAUGCGCACAACCGAUCCACAAAUGCCACAGGAAGGCAACCUGCGUCAAUCGACCUGGCACAUACCUUUGCCGGUGUAAAAUAGGGUACUUUGGCGAUGGUUUCGACUGCUUAAGUGAUGGCACUUGUGAAGGUGCUGUGUGUGACCUCAAUGCCGUCUGUGUGGCACUCAAUGACAGCGCGGAUCCGGAAAAAGAGUGUCGUUGUAAAGCUGGGUACACUGGAAAAGGAAUAAUCUGCAACGAUAUAAACGAAUGUCUGGAUAAAUCCGUCUGCCCUGAAAAAGCUGACUGUUUCAACUUGGCUGGGUCUUUUAUGUGCAAAUGUCUACCUGGAUACAAGAAGGUUGCAGAAACUUGCAGAAAGGAUUGCAAACUUUGCCUAAAUGGAGGCUCUUGCUCUGAAAACAACACAUGCCUGUGCCCUCCUGGAUUCUCUGGUCAGCGGUGCCAGUGGCAUGGAGACGCAUCGCUUAUCUUCAGUAAAGGAAACAGUAUACAACGCAUGUCUCUUCCUCCUAGACCUAACGGUAUAGGUGUUAUUUACCAGCGACCGGGCGCGGUACAUGUGGGAAUUGACUAUGAUUGUGUAGAACGGCGAGUGUACUGGACCGAGGUCACAAAAGGAGUCAUUGUGCGCGCAAAAUAUGACGGAAGUGAAAUGGAAGUUAUUGUUGACAGCAAAGAAGUCGCAAGUCCAGAGGGGAUUGCGGUUGACUGGAUGGGAAGGAACAUUUACUGGACAGACUCGUGGCUUGAUGCUAUUGAAGUGGCCAAGCUUAAUGGCAGCCAUAGACGUACGCUCGUCUCCUCUGACCUGGUUGAUCCAAGGGCCAUUAUAGUCGAUCCGCCAAAUGGUAAAAUGUACUGGGCCGAUUGGAGCCGAAACCGACCAAAGAUAGAAGUUGCAAACAUGGAUGGAACCGAUAGGCGGAUCGUUGUAAGCUCACAACUCAGUCUUCCAAAUGGCUUAACAAUUGUCCACUCAACAAACGAGCUAUGCUACUCUGAUGCCGGCAUGUGGGCUAUUUCCUGUGUAAAUCUAGGAGACCUGAGCAUGCGUAAAGCAUAUAAUCCAGCUCCCUAUCCGUUUGGUAUAACCAAUUUCAACAGGACUCUGUUCUGGACGGACUGGACUCUUGGAAGAAUUCAGAGAAUGGGAAUGAACUCUAAAUUCCCUGACAAGCCUUUAAGGUCAUUUGUAGGAAGCAACGGGAAGAUAUUUCACAUUAAAGCUGUCCAACCGUGUGGAAGGAUUGCCGCUGCCAUCAAGAACCCAUGUGCCGAUGCAAAUGGCGGCUGCCUGGGUUUGUGCCUCUUGAAGUCGAAAACCUACUCAUGUUCAUGCCCCGAUGGACUUCAUCUUGUAAGGGCUGGAAAUGUAACCAAAUGUCAAGAAAAAUGUGACAGUGCUCUUGGAAUGGAGAACGGCUUAAUAAAUGGUAAACAGCUCGUUGCACAUUCAGCUUUGAAUGCCCGUUACGGUGCAUCACGUGCUCGACUGCACCUGAGAGAAUGGCCUCAGGGGUGGAGUGCGCAGAAAAAUGACCCGUCGCCAUGGUUACAAAUUGACUUGGGUGAGGUUCGCUCUGUAACCGCAGCAGCAACGCAGGGUUAUGGGGAAGAUAAGAAGAAACAAUGGGUAAAGACGUAUGCGCUCAUGACAUCCGUUGACGGAGAGAGAUGGACCGUUUAUAGGGAAGGAGGAAGGAAACGGAUAUUUAUAGGGAACGUAGACACAGGAUCGGUGGUGCGAAACGAACUGAAGAUGCCGUUGAGGACUCGCUGGCUCAGAAUAGUCCCUCGUUCGUGGAAUAACCACAUUGGAAUGCGGGUGGAAUUUUAUGGCUGCUGAACCGACAACGGAACGACCUUCAUUUCCAAGCGGCGCAGGAAGAGAAAGUUACACAAAUCACCUUGGCAACAGAAAACAGAUCAGUAACAUUUUAACCUGCUAGGAAAAGAGCUGGAUCUGUGGCAAAUAGCUUGACUGUAUUUCUCUUGGUUUUUUUCCUCUCUAAAAUGGAUAUAAGCUGGAAGAAGAGUUAUUUUUUUCAAUAGCUGGCAGUGUUAUCUAUUCAAUUUGGCCUCGAAAUGUCCUAGAAUUAAUAUAGACAGUACUUCAAAGGGCUACCUUUGAGUAACGUGUAGGAAAAAAUCUGUAUUUUUAGUAGAAUGUCGUAAAGAAACAUUCUAUUAUGAUAGCAACGAACGUGCUCAAUACGAAUGAAUCGAAGUAACAUAUUUCAAAGCUUUCUUGGAGUAUAUACCCAAACCCUAGUUAAACUCUAAACCAACAUUUUGUGACAAAAAAUUGUCCCUUCUAGCUACAAUACAAUUUCUCUCCAAUUAGUUCAGAGAAUUUCUAAUUAAAUCGAAGCAACACCCAACACAUGAUGCACCUGUUUUCUUUGCGAUUUAAUAAUUAUUUCAUUUAUAAGGGGAGAAGCAUGUCUAUUAUUUCUGGGAGGAAAAAUGUCAAAGUUGGACCUCGAUUUGAACACAAAACUGCAGUAUUCCAAAGUCAAUGUAGCCAAGCCAGGCACAGAAGUUUUAUAUGUGUGAAUUUAGUUUGACUAUUGCAUGUCAAAAAUAAUGCCUAGUCAGAUAUGCCAUCAAUUAGGAUUCCUAAACAACAUCAGCGUUAUCGUUGUAUCUGGAUUAAAUAGAUCAAAAUUUUGUGAAGACCUUAUUAAAUUUACACUGUUUUUCUUAGCCCAAAAA